Vicugna pacos (alpaca) is the source of this 2959-nucleotide messenger RNA. The record is from RefSeq and is a predicted model, not a curated record. NCBI's taxonomy places the organism in Eukaryota, Metazoa, Chordata, Mammalia, Artiodactyla, Camelidae.
AGAGCAAAUGUUCAAAAGGAUUAGCAGAUUGUGGAAAAAAAGGAGGAUUUGGACAGAAGGAACCUGUUGCAAUAAAUUCUUAACUACUAAACUUGUAGGAAUACUCCAAUAUUUAAAAAUUUAAACAAAGCUAUAUAGCAAGGAGUGAAUAAUGCUGAAAAAUUUGACUAUGUAAUGCAGUUUUUGAAUAAGAUGGCUGGUAAUGAAUAUGUUGGAUUCAGUAAUGCAACGUUUCAGUCUGAAAGAGAAAGUGGAGAUCGAAAUUUUGCAAUAGGAUAUUACUUAAAAGAAAAAAAGUGUUUUCCAGAAGGCACAGACAUGGUUGGUAUAUUAGACUUCUAUUUCCAGCUGUGCUCCAUUGAAGUAACUUGUGAAUCAGCUAGUGUGAUGGCUGCAACACUGGCUAAUGGUGGUUUCUGCCCAAUUACUGGUGAAAGAGUACUGAGCCCUGAAGCAGUUCGAAAUACACUCAGUCUGAUGCAUUCCUGUGGCAUGUAUGAUUUCUCAGGGCAGUUUGCUUUCCAUGUUGGUCUUCCUGCCAAAUCUGGAGUUGCUGGGGGCAUUCUUUUAGUUGUCCCCAAUGUCAUGGGCAUGAUGUGCUGGUCUCCUCCUCUGGACAAAAUGGGCAAUAGUGUUAAGGGAAUUCACUUCUGUCAUGAUCUUGUUUCUCUGUGUAAUUUCCAUAACUAUGAUAAUUUGCGACACUUUGCAAAAAAACUUGAUCCUCGAAGAGAAGGUGGUGAUCAAAGGGUUAAGUCAGUGAUAAACCUUUUGUUUGCUGCAUAUACUGGAGAUGUGUCUGCACUUCGAAGAUUUGCUUUGUCAGCCAUGGACAUGGAACAGCGAGACUAUGAUUCUAGAACAGCUCUCCACGUGGCUGCUGCAGAGGGUCAUGUUGAAGUUGUUAAAUUUUUGCUGGAAGCCUGCAAAGUAAAUCCUUUCCCCAAGGACAGGUGGAAUAACACUCCCAUGGAUGAAGCGCUGCACUUUGGCCACCAUGACGUAUUUAAAAUCCUGCAGGAAUACCAAGUUCAGUACACGCCUCAAGGAGAUUCCGACAAUGGAAAGGAAAAUCAAACCGUCCAUAAGAAUCUUGAUGGAUUGCUAUAAUGGUCGUAAGCCCAAGAUUUAAAUCACUUACCUAUUUAAUUGUGGAAAAUGAUUACGAAGAACAUGUGUAUUUCUAUCUGGUAGUGAUGUAUAUUUACAACAUUUGUCAUUUCAGUGUUACUGGAGUUUUCUUCAUUAUGUGCACAGGACAAAUCUGAUCUCUUUGGGAAAAAAUAGAAAUAAAACAAUCUCCCUCCAUAAUGUGAGCAAUAUUUACCUCGUGCAUUGUAUAAUUUGAUGUAAAAGAAAUAGUUACCAAUGCUAGCUUAACUGUGUGGUCCUCAUGAUUUAUUUUUGUCUAUUUUGUGAAUUUUCAACUUAUGGUGAUGAUCUGCUGAUAUGCAUUUAUAAAUUAAACUCUGUUGUACAGUCUGUCCAAAUGGGUCAAGGCUGCCUUUAGAAGCAAAAUAGUGUGAUUUUCAUGACUUCAAAUACAGAUUUAGUUUAAAUGUUUGAACAACUAUAUGCACUUAACGGUUAUGUGUAUAAAAUGUCUCCCAUCAUCCUAGCUUCAUGAUGUGACUCUAAAAAUUAUAAUAGUUAACAACUGUUAGUAGAUUGACCAAUUCUGAUUAGACUUUAUCAGGGAAUCUGUUUAAGAUAUGUUUGGUGACCAAAACAUGUGUGAAUGUAGUUAUAAUACUUUUGAAAACAUUUCCUUUUUCUAUAUCCCCUUAGCCCAACCUCUCUUCCCAGACACUGAGCUAUUUGCCUCUUUCCUUUCGCUGGGAAGUGGGUGCUGGCAGUCUAUGCAGUUUUCACGUUUUCCAUGACAAAUCAGAAAAUGCCUCAUGUAUCUGGCAUCCUAGCUGUAACUAUGCCAUGUGUCUACAGAAGAUGAACCAGAGACAGAUUAUUAAGUACAAAUUAGUCAAAUUCAUCAGCCAGUAAAAAAGAAGGGAUGUGCUACUGCAGCUCUUUAAGAAGACAUUUUUCAGCUUUCAGGAUAAAGAGAAAUUCAGAAGUGCUCCAAGCAACCAAAGUUACUAUGAAGGUAUGGGAACUGCUACAAAUAGCAUUUGUUUUUAAACCUGUCAUUAAAAGUCUGCAUCAAGAUAUUUGUUCACUAGAUGACCCAGUCAGUUUUCUUUUGAUUCUCUACUGUUUAUUUUUGGUGGACUUUACAGUUUAAUAAUAAGGAAAGGCCAUUUCAUUUUAAAUCAAGACCCAUCAUUUGUCUUGGGGAAGGAACUGCACAUAAACUUCAUUCUACCAACCUCCAAGGUACAGGGGUGAAUGAGGGUUUCUGGUAUUAAGCACACACACAAACACAUACAAAUGGACUUCUUUGAAGCUGUGUUUAGUGAAACGAGCAGAAUCCUCUACUACAUGAAUGCUGGUUGUUACAUUAAUAUAGACCUUUUUUUUCCCCCCUUUUCUAUUGGCACACACUGCUGCUUCCAAGCUUUAUCAUGCCUAAUAGCCCUUUCCCACUCUAACAGCCUCCAAGUGUCUUGAUUAUUGCUUCUGGUCUCAAUCAGUGGCUUCAGCCACCACCCUCUUAUUACCUGGCUGGCGCCUCCUUUGGUGGAACCACAGCGUUCCUUAACUGAGCUGCAUCAGGCACGAAGCCAUUCCCGUGUGUGUGCUUCUGUGGGGAAUGUGGUGGGUGGGAUCUAACAAGCCAUGCAGACAGGUAGUGUUUGUGAAAUCCUGCAGAGGAACAGCGUUCUCUCCAAAGAUAUUAUGGGAUAGACAUUCUCUGACUGAAAUCAAUGAAAGUAACUGCUCAAACAGCAGCUUGUUUGGUGUGAUUUAAAGGAAACAUUAAGAUGGUUCAAUUAUGUGGCUUGAAGAUUACCAAUGAUUUUGAGGCUUUUCUCUAAUUAAAAGAGGUUUUUAACUAUUA